Molecule: messenger RNA, 486 nt
Organism: Exophiala oligosperma
Lineage: Eukaryota; Fungi; Ascomycota; Eurotiomycetes; Chaetothyriales; Herpotrichiellaceae
Exons: 2
Coding region: 1-486 (161 amino acids)
Biological process (GO): protein phosphorylation
Molecular function (GO): ATP binding; protein kinase activity
Source: RefSeq, a predicted model, not a curated record
AUGUCUGACCAAAUUGCCAUCAAGUGCGCGACGAUCCGAGGCGACGCUGGUUUCGAGAUAGAGAACCGGAUAUUUGACAAACUCCAACAGAAUCCUCCCUACUCUGCUCCCGGGAGGGGAUCUCGAGAGGCGACUUCGAAGCCGACAGACGAUAGAUCCGGCCACCGGACCGAGAACCAAUCUCUCGGACUCGCGCACGGUGAUCUUCGACCCUCGAAUCUCCUUCUCGACGCCCAGGACCACCUCAAGCUGGCCGACUCUGGCAACACGCAGGCCGUUGGGACGGACGUCGAGGUGGGUACCGCACCGUACGCCAGAGUGUUUGGGGAUGACGCUCCUGCACACAGCCUCCGAUGCUCUUUUGGUCUUCUGGGUCCACGCACCGAGAAAUUCGCAAUGGUCAGGGGGUAUGAACCGUACGAUGACCAAUGGUACGGGGAGGAUCACGGCCCUGAGACGGUCGAAAAGAUGCGGGACAGGCGUUGA